Messenger RNA from Oryzias latipes (Japanese medaka), 3446 nucleotides. It is a transcript of the gene b3glctb, whose product is annotated as beta 3-glucosyltransferase b. Gene Ontology annotation, cellular component: membrane. Lineage: Eukaryota; Metazoa; Chordata; Actinopteri; Beloniformes; Adrianichthyidae. The record is from RefSeq and is a predicted model, not a curated record. Gene Ontology annotation, molecular function: glycosyltransferase activity.
UAAUUUUUUUGGAUUGUUAAAGUUGUAUUUAAAGUGUAAUUUAAGCAAAACCUAAAAUGAAUCCCUAAAUGAAUAUCUUUAAAUUAGCAGGAAAGCUUGACUCAUUAUCUCGGUAAACAAAAUGAGCUCAUCAAAUAUUUUAUGCGUGUGUGUUCGUGCGGGGGUUCGUAAGUUCAAUAAAAUUUGAACUACCUAGAAACGCUAUAAAUAAUUUGUAAGUGUCACAAAGGGUUAUUACCUUAUCGAUGUUUUAAAUUAAACGUCAGAAUAGUGCAGCCCGUUUCUAAACAUCGUCCACUAGAGGUCGCUGCAGUCUCGCUUUCUACAGUCAAUCCAGCUAAUUCUGGUAUGUAGCUAACCUGUUUUAUCUGCGGGGAUCAAACCCAACUAGACAGGAGUGAUGUCCCGCCAUGUAAACGUCAACAAACAAAGAGUGGUUGCUGCACUUUUUCUUCUUCUCCAUCAUCUCGGAUUCUGUUUUGAAGACAAGCUCACCGGUCAAUCCCAUGUAGCAGAGCACCAGGAGUUUCCUGCAAACAUCUCCAUAGGGCUAGGAGACGUGGUGAUAGUGAUUCAGAGUCAGAGGAACUCUUACCACGCCGCUCACUGUCACCAGAAAAAAAUGGAGAUUCUGCAGAAGGCUGCUAAACUCGGGCAGGAUAUUCCGGUUGUUCUUCUGCUCCAUGAGCUGUCAGAGAAUGAAGGGGACUGGAGUAUCCUCCCUGCACUUCCACGCCUCUUUGCCGCUUACGGUCGAUCGGCGUCCUGGUUUUUCUUCAUGGCAGAGGAGACCGCUGUCAUCCUGUCUGCUCUGCUUGUGGUGCUCAGCAGAUAUCCAGUCCAGGAGGAAUGGUUCUUAGGCAAGCGUCUCCAUGACAACAAGGCGUCCAUCAUUCACCACUAUGCUUUCUCUGAAGAUCCCGCUUCUUUUGGCUACCCUGACCCUGCAGCGGGCUGGGCUGUCAGCGUGCCGCUGUGCCAGAGACUUUCUGAGCGAGUCCAACAUGAAAACCUGAAGUCCGAUUUUACCAUCGAUCUGCCACAUGAGAUUGCUCUGUACAUCUGGGAGGGGGGGAAUGGUCCAGAGCUGACGGCUGUGCCAGAGUUUUGCACCCAGCCAAGUGACAACUGUGCUACCACGUUCACCACCUACCUGCCUGACUGUGGUCCCCCAGUCUCGAAAAGCAAAGUAUUUGUUGCCGUCAAAACUUGUGAAAAGUUCCAGUCAGAGCGAGUGCCAGUGGUGAAGGCUACCUGGGAGAAAUCUGCAGGGCUUUUGGAGUAUUACAGCGAUGUCAUUGAUGCCUCCAUUCCCACAGUCAGUCUGGGAGUGCCAAAUACCGACCGAGGACACUGUGGAAAGACGUUUGCAAUUGUAAGGCGUUUUUGGAGUCAAGCUGCGACAAAGGCUGAUUGGCUGCUCAUUGUUGAUGAUGACACUCUCAUCAGUUUAACCCGGUUGAGGCGGCUGCUGCGUUGCUAUGACCCAGAGGAAGCGGUGAGCCUGGGGGAGAGAUACGGCUUUGGCUUGAUGCAAGGCGGUUACAGCUACACCACAGGAGGAGCGGGGAUGGUGCUCAGUAGGACGGCUGUGUCCAGGCUGCUUUCCAGUGGAUGCGGUUGCUAUAGUGACGACGCUCCGGACGACAUGGUCUUGGGCAGAUGUUUCACCUUCCUCCGUGUCCCCAUCAUCCACAACCCCCUGUUCCACCAGGCUCAACCGGAAGACUACGCAGAGGAGCUUUCUUCCUUGAAGCAUGCCAUCUCCUUUCACAAGCACUGGAACACAGAUCCUGUGACUAUCUACAGACAAUGGCUGCACGACACAGAUCCCCGAGAUGAGCUGUAGUUACACUGCGACAUGUAGACAUACAGGAAGCAAUACACACUUUUUCUUUAUACAAUCAACUCUUUAAAUUUUGUUUUCUUUUGUCACCACCAAUAUUUUGCAAAUUGGAAUUGGUUUAUUUCAAGCAAUGAAAGAAGACAAACAAACUUGUUGACUAUAGAUUAAAAACCUCCUGUGGUAGGAGUAAAUUGGAAAUUCACAUUUUUCUUGUUUUAGGCCAACAAUCCCAUUACAAUCUGAAGUAAACUAACUUGACUUCAAUAUUUUUUUUUCCACGCGGCACACAUUUUUUUAUUAAAGACCCAUUCUGAUGAAAAUGGUAUUUUGGGUGUUUUUACAUGUUCUUGUAGCCUUUUUCUCAUGAUGGGGGCAUGUAGUCAUGUAAAGAAAUUAGGACACCCUCAUUAAAUAAUCAGCUCUGUCUUAAAAUAAUGUUUAUAUGUCAAUGUACAAUAUCAUUUAAAAAAAAUCUAAAAAAGAAAGUUAUUAUGGUUGUAUUCAGACUGGGAGAAUCCUUUGUUCCCAAUCGAAUCCGCUUAAUUUAUUCCGGAUCAAGUCCUGAACCUUGUGUUUGGUCUGUAUUUUUUUGGACCAUUCGGUUACGCACCAAAGCCUGUAAACAAAACCACGUGACUAAAGACCCCUUCAGUCAUUGGCCAGGAACUACGAGAGCAGAUCCAAACAACAAGAGAAGGAUGGACGCUUUAUAAUUAUUAUUUAGACAGUUAACUUACUAAAAUGUUAUAUUUCACGUAUUAGUUUUGAAGGUCGGCAACAACUCUUUACUAGUUACUUUGGUACGGCAGAGGCGUGCAAGGCGAUUAAGGAGAUGUGCCGUGUGCUUUAACUCAGAGGAUGCUAGCAACUGCAGUGAUGAGGAGCAAUAUUAAUGUUGCUAAUGGUAAUCUGCCUUUUAAAAAAUGUAAUUCAAGUUAUAUCCGUCACUUCCAUUACAACAUUGUGGUCUAUGUGUCAUUCAGGUUAUUUAAGUUACUUUUAUACAAGAAACGCUUGUCCACAAAUAGGUUUUUUUAUAAAAUUUCUGUCUUUAUUUUUCUUUUUUUUUAUUUGGCUUAAACGCCGUGUGAUCAAUGCUGUUACUUUAUUACAGUAUUUGUGCCUGAUUUUCUCUCUGUAUGUUCCAGUUUGUCAGAGUACACGACUCAUUAAAUCCUAGGUAAAUCUAAUAUUUUAAGACUUCGGUUGACCUUGGUGCUCAUCUUUCUGCUUUGCUUGGCUUUGGAAGGAUAACUUAGAUAUUAUUUAGCAUUCAGUCCAGCUCCUCUCCAGUGAGUCAUCCUUCAUCUCUUCAAACAUUUUCUUAUCUGGUAAAGACAUCUUUGAACAAAUUGACUUACAUCAGUGGCAGGAACUGAUGUCCCACUUUUUUUUUGCUUCCCAAAAUUCUGUUUUGUCAUACAAUGAUGUUUUUAGACUCCUCUUAACCUGUGCAAACUUGCACCUCUUUGUAAAAAGAACAAUAGUUUAGGAUUCACAUUUUAUUUUACAUUUAAAUAAUUUAGGUCAGUGACUAAAGAUUUUAGACUAAAGCUGCACAGAGCGACAAGAAUGCCACAAAUAAACUGUUCUAUCUAUA